AUGAUGGGUGACACAACACCAAUGGAAAAUGUUGUGAUGGGUGCCGCAACACCAACGCAAACUGCUUUGAUGGGUGCUGCAACACCAACGAAAACUGCUUUGAUGGGUGCUGCAACACCAACGAAAACUGCUUUGAUGGGUGCUGCAACACCAACGAAAACUGCUUUGAUGGGUGCUGCAACACCAACGAAAACUGCUUUGAUAGGUGCCGCAACACCAACAAAAACUGCUUUGAUGGGUGCUGCAACACCAACGAAAACUGCUUUGAUAGGUGCCGCAACACCAACAAAAAACUGCUUUGAUGGGUGCUGCAACACCAACGAAAACUGCUUUGAUGGGUGCCGCAACACCAACAAAAACUGCUUUGGCAACAUGGCCGCCAUUCCUCCUCUCUUCACUGUUCAUGACAAUAUGGUCAUCUGUGGUAUUAACGAUGCAACCCUAUUCCAAGGAUGUACGCAAGCUGAGAGAAUUGCUCAUGAAAUAUUCUCUGACAAUUUUAGCACUACAAUGGAUGUAUCUAUCGACAAACUCAACGAUGAACUCAAAACCCUAGCAGGAAUGACUGCUGCACAAGGGCAAAUUCGAUUAUGCCUGGCAUCAAGAAAAAUAUCCCCACCUUCAUCCAAUGGUGCAGAGACGAAUUCCGCAUGA
Molecule: messenger RNA, 654 nt
Organism: Cylindrotheca closterium
Lineage: Eukaryota; Bacillariophyta; Bacillariophyceae; Bacillariales; Bacillariaceae
Source: the annotation of a GenBank genome assembly